CAGCUUGUCAAACAUGGCCGAAAUUACUCUGGUACCUUGGUAUUCAUCACAAACGCAAGGGGAAUAAGAAAAUAUUUUCACAGCUGUAAUGUAAUUGAAAUGCCACGUAUGAGACAAUCAGUGUCAUUCCACCAGUUCUAACGUCUCUUGACACCAGUUUGAGUAGCAACGGAGUGAUGUCAGGGAAUGGAAAACUGGUGGAUAAUUAUCAAAAAUCUUCGAGAGGGAUAAGUGAAGGAGCUAUCGAACAAAAUGCCCAGCUUGAGGAAAAAGGUUGUGGGCUUCAUGCGUCAGCUCUCGAUCAGCAAUUUAACAGCAGCUGUUGAAAGUAUUGGACAGGGGGAAGGCUCACUACAUCCAUCAAGAGCACCACCAACUGAUAUCCUUGGAGGAUGCUUCAUUACGAGAUAUUUAAAUGGACUGGAUCAGAAAACCGAAGGACCUGUCAUUCUCCAUGGGAGAAACCCGGAAGAACUGCCCUCGAAAGCUCUGGGUAAAUUGGACAGCGAUGAAGACGUGUUCGCAGCUCUAACCGGCCCUGAUCGUGGUCUGACAACGGUAAAUCUCAGGCAGAGACACUUGAGUAUCAGUGAUCCAGAUGUUGAUUAUAUUGACAUACUGGAGCAGAACGAUCCACAGACAACUGUUAACACCUCGAUGGAUUGUAUAUUUUCCGUGGCGCAUGAUCGUUGGUUAGUCAUACGCACAAAAGAAACGUCACUGUUUCCAAUAGACAACAGUGGAGUUAAAAUACGCGCAGCUGGAAAAUUGUACGAGCCAGAUCGCAAGUACACGAUGAAUAUGAGUGAAACAACAGGAAUUAAUAAAAACUACAGCGUUAAAUUUAUGGAUGAACAUAUUCACCAUGACUAUCUAUCCACCAACGUGAUGAGUGAGCCUGCCAGAGGAAGCGUUGCAUUCGAUACCAAUUGUGUCAAUGCUAACGUUCCCCCAGGUGAUUUCUUCAUUGGUCACGACGAUCCACUUGAGGGUUCCAGUGACAGUCUCAACGAUAAUUCGGAGGAGGAUAAGAUUGAUCUCGUGCUUAGGACAGCUUCUGACGAUACUCUCGAUAAUAUGGAUGAGGCUGACUCGGAUAACGAUAUCAUACCACCUCCUUCUGACUUUGCCAAUGAAAUGAUUCCCCUCAGGAAAUCCAAGAGUGCCCCAGCACCCUUCAAAAAGGCCCAGCAAGCAUUAGUUAGCAGUCCAGAAGUAGCGGGAGUAGCAAACUGGUUUUCACCUCACGACAUGGCCUACGGAAUAGCGACAACUCUAUAUGAAAAAAAUCCGACAAACAAUAUUACCAAUGGUGAGCCUAUUGCUGACUGUUUCGCUGUUGCUGCCAGGCCAAAUGCGGCUGUAUUAACACUUGCUGAUGGUGUGAAUUGGGGUCCUAAAGCGAGCAUUGCUGCUCGUUCAGCUGUGCAUGGUAGCAUGGACUACCUCAACAAAGCACUAUUUUCAUCACCAUUAAAUAGUGGUAUUACGACAACACGUGACGUAUUCAUCGCACUGUUGCGCUCAUUUCAUGCUGCUCAUGCUUUGAUUCUCCAAGAACAGGGAAUGCUCACGACUUUAACUGUUUGCGCAGUACUGCCACUGCCAAAUCCACAGGGAUCAAACGUCAGGCCCAAGAAAUUCGUCGCCUGCACUUGCAAUGUUGGCGAUAGUCUCGCUUAUGUUUAUUCCAAGAAGACUGGAGUCCGAGAGAUAACUCGAGGUUCUCACGAUAUUCAUUGCAUGAGAGAUAUGCGUGAUGCGCUUGGAGCACUCGGUCCCGUCGAUGGUUGUAAUCCGGAAUUGAAUAAUCUCACUCUUGCCAUGACAGAAAUCGAGCAAGGGGACAUUGUGUUCCUAACUAGCGAUGGAAUUUCUGAUAACUUUGAUCCGGUUGUUGGAAAAUUUGCUAUUCUUCCAAGUGGGCCCAUUUCCGCCCGCACCGCCAAGCCUGAUGGCAGGCAAACUAAAAAUUACAAAAAACCCGAUCACAUCAGGAGGACCAACUCAGCUGGGCAUGCCGAUGGGGCUGAUCUACCUGUUGUUGAGGCCUAUCAACGACAUGAAUUGACUCUACUCAGGAUGGAGGAUCUAUUGAGAAGGGGAGUCUCUGGUGACGGCCCGGCAUGUCAAAGUGCCAAAAAACUGUGCGAACUUGUGCUUGAUUUCGCGGUUCGCAUAACAGCUGCAAAAAGACGAAUUCUCGAGGAUGCAGACCUGUACUAUUCUCAAUCGAAAGACGGUCAACUAGUGCAGCUCUCAAAACUCGAGCAGCGUUCACGAAGGAAGAAGAUGCUUGACAAAAUGUCAAUGGUCCCUGGGAAGUUGGAUCACGCUACAGUCGUUGCUUACGUCGUAGGCUCCUACGACACCCCUGAGGGCGACCUUUAGUCAUCGUCCCGUUGAAAAAAAGACACGGCCAACUUAAGAUUCAUGCACAGAAUUUAUUUGCAGAGCAGAAAUAUCCAAAUUAAAUAUAGCAGUUAUCCACCGGGACAUGUAAGUCUUGGUGUUCAUUAUUUUUGUUUCUCCCACAGGUUUUAAACUGAUACUAGUAUUAGGACCAUCGAGCCACUGCCUACAAAUUAUUUUUUGCUGGACCUGUAAAAUUUAUUGUAUAAAAUAAUAUUCCGUCACUGGAUCUCGGGAAUUGAGUCGAGGCUUCCGAUUAUCUUUGGAUGCCAUAUUUUUGUAGAGAUUGGGUAGAUACACCUAAUGAAGUAUAUAAAUGCCACUGAACAUAAUGGGAAUUAAGCAGUAGGAAAUUUGCAUGACGUACAGUAUUACUUGUUAAAUAAAAUCUUUUCAAAGCUACUAACUGACAAUUCGUAGUUUUUGACUGAAAAAUUCCUCACUAUUGUUAAUAACUCAUGAAAACAAAUAAUAAUUUCAUGCAAGUUCCCUAUUUAAUGGAUUAUUCGGGUUAAGUAAUAGACGUCGAGUCACCGUUGAAAAAAGUUUUUUUUAUUCAUUGAUUCUUUUUCAUUCUCUUGCUCCUAAUAGUUUUGUUACAGAGCUAGCAAGCUCGCAUUGCCCCAGGCACUUGUAUUCUAUUGAAAAUUGAAUUUGAAUCAUCUUUUGGCAAGAACAAUAGUAUUACGUUCAUACCUUUAUAUUUUUUUAACCGACUAACCCAAUGAUAAGUUAAUUGUAAUUGUUUUUUUUUGUUAAAUAAAUUUUCAAUUUCACUGGA
Molecule: messenger RNA, 3193 nt
Organism: Diachasmimorpha longicaudata
Lineage: Eukaryota; Metazoa; Arthropoda; Insecta; Hymenoptera; Braconidae
Product: PP2C-like domain-containing protein CG9801
Exons: 8
Coding region: 253-2391 (712 amino acids)
Source: RefSeq, a predicted model, not a curated record